AUGGAGACAUCUACGACGAUAACGGAUACAUUCACCUCGACGUAUAGGCCAACUUUGUCAUCUUCCAACCCGAGAGGACAGAAACUACUGGUGAGAGCUAUGUAACUGUGUGUGUGUGACAUCAAAUCGACACAGAACAGAUGUGACUCUUACAGAAGACUGCAGUGUGGAUGUGUUGUAGUUAGUUGCAAUGAUAACAUAGUGUAUAUGGAAAGGGUCAGAAACACUGCUUUGAAAGGUCUAGUUGAAGUUAACUCUCUCCUCUCACACCCCUCCUCCCCUCUCCCUACCCCUCUCUCCCCCUCCCUUCCUCUCCAGGGUAGAGUCAAUAAGCUUGGUGUGAGUCACGUGGGCUAUCCGGUCCACGGCUGUUUUAACGCCAGCAUUCUGAAGCCGGCCCACUUCACCAUGGAGACCUGGAGGGAGGCGGGGCCCAGGAUAGGAGCGGAGCUGGAGUUUGAGGUAUGUCAGCUGGACGCAGACACUGUCGGAGUACUGCUGAUCAGAGGACGAAUGGGCAGGAAACAGUAGGUUAGAGAGUGUGUGUCUGAGAUGGACUAUAUUGCAGUUGGACUGGACUGAGCAGAAUAAAUAAUCUACAAAUCGCCUUGUAUCCCAAAUAAAUACUCAAGUCUGUGCCUUGCUGUGUGUGUGUGUGUGUGUGUGUGUGUGUGUGUGUGUGCCUGCACUUGUGGUGUGUGUGUGUUGUGUUUUCUUUCUCUCAGAGUUCAGAAGCUGAUGGCAGCAGGAGAGAGUUCUGAUCCCAACGACCCUGCAGAACAGCUGGAGGAACCAGACACAGAACCUGCUCUAGAACCUGAUCUAGAACCCAGCCACCGUGAAACUCAAGAAGAAGAAAAAGGACAAACACAGAGGAAGAGACUGCAGUACCGCCACCCGGCCAGCAGGGAGGCACUGUGUUUGGAACAGCAGAGGACAGUGGCACUAACGGCCACAUGGAGGAGGAGAAAAGGAAGAAAAAGAAUGACAGAAAGAGGAGGAGAGGGCGGUGAAGUGGAGGUCUCCCGUGGAGGUGCAGGGGAGCAACCUUAG
Coregonus sp. 'balchen' is the source of this 1053-nucleotide messenger RNA. The record is from the annotation of a GenBank genome assembly. Lineage: Eukaryota; Metazoa; Chordata; Actinopteri; Salmoniformes; Salmonidae.